Molecule: messenger RNA, 348 nt
Organism: Protopolystoma xenopodis
Lineage: Eukaryota; Metazoa; Platyhelminthes; Monogenea; Polystomatidea; Polystomatidae
Source: the annotation of a GenBank genome assembly
GUCGACCAGAUCUUCUCCGACGUGCUUGCUCGAGACCACCAAAUGAUGAGUGUAGACGCCACACAGCACGUCUACCUGGCUGUGGCUCUGCUUGUUCGCGGCCAGCUUGGCAUUUCCGACAUUCGUCGCAACAUUGACCGAGCUGACGCUUCCGUUGAACUUCCUGUUGUCUUGCUUUCCCAAAAGGUGUUCUCAUCCCGGCUGAAGUGGACUGCAGUUUCGACCUCGCAUCGGUCUUAUCAUCAUCCCCAGCGGGAGUCGAACCGCGACAGUGCAGCAUGUGAGCCUGACACGUUGACCACUCGGCCACAUUGCCACGAGUAUCCUUGGGUCACAGGACAGAUGUGA